GCGCUUUUUUCGCUAUGUGAAGCCAUGUUCUCUUCGGCUCGUUACUGUCGGGACUAUCCUCUCUCACCUCGAAAAUUAAAGUUCUAGGAAUAUGACCCAGUUGUCUUCCUUUCUUUCGGAAGCCAGUAUUCUCAAAAACUAUGUUCCGGGAGAGCGUGCCAGCAUUGCUAUAAAAGGAGACUCCCAGAUUUUCUCUGCCUCGCUAAACGUGGUGAAAACAGGGCCGAUUUAUCACGGGCAAAACUUCUUUAAAAUCUUGAACAUUUCUUCAUGUACCCCUUUUAAAGUUCUGCUGCUUUUGCUCAACGAGGAUGAGUCACUUCUCGCCGUUGUGGGAGAGAGUUCAAUUGUUAUUGUCGAUGUAAAAUCGGUUGAUUUUGACUCAUCCGAGCCCGUUUGGGACUGCUUUGAUGUGAGCAUAACAAUUCCCAAAGUGGAUGGUACUUCAUGCUCUCUGGUCAUAAAGGACAUUGUGUGGCACCCCGCUAGCUCCACGAAAUCGGAGUUGGUGGUCCUCACCGAAGACGAAAUAUUGCUCUACGACAUUGUAUUUUCAUUGACGCAACCAAUACUAACGUUAGCAUUAAACAAGUCUCCUCAAUUGACCGGGAAGAAAGUGCUGUCAAUUUGUUUCGGGUCGGCACAUAACUUUGCUGGCUCAAUCACGUUGUAUCUAAGCACAAAUUGCGGACAGAUUUAUGGUCUUUACCCGUUCUUGCAUAAAUCCUCAAAGCUUGGUACCUCCAAAAGACUGCUUUCCAAGUUUGUGGAAGACUGGGAUCUGUGCUUUCAGAGUUACGAGUCCAGAAUACCUCCAUCUGCAGCAUUUGCCCUGUAUUGCGCAGUAUUCACUAAACAUUCGGAGCUUGUCCGUAAAGUCGAGGCAGCAUUGCUUUCGCCAUUGUUUUCAGAGGCUGACGCGAAUCAAAUAUUGUCUUUGAGUAUUGACUGGAAUGAGUCUUCUCCCGAACUCUUGGGGCCCUUGGCUACUCUCGGCCCUAAUUUGAAACUCACUCAAACAAGCUCAAAUACUGAUGUUCUGGUAUUGGCUGGAGUCUACAGCGACCACACUGGAAACAUCACUAUCUCGCAUCUUUCUCAGAUUAUUCCAUUAACUAUAUCACUUGAGUUAUCCAGCUUAUCACUCUCACAACCACUCAUGCCAGUUAAAAAGCCAGCACAACCAAAAGAACUUUCUUACUCCCAACCGCCGCGUGGCUUUGGGUAUGUGAUAGACUCCGAAGAUGAUGAGGAUCAAGAAAACGAGGACUUCGAACUCCACAUGCAAACUUAUCGUGAGGAGCUCGAGCUUUACAAUGCCAAGGAUAAAAUCAACCGAUUCAUAGACUCAAACUUCAACAAGUUGUCCGUCGUGGCCACGGAUUCUACUGACUUGAAGUUCACUAGCAACACUGAAAGUCUGUUUCAAAAUCUUCGUGAGUCCCAGAUCUUGGUUGCUCUGGGGACGUCCUUGAUCAUUGGUGACCUGGCGCAAGCUGUUUCUGAGUUUCUUGGUCCUGAAUGCUCGGCAUUUGAUGUACUGUACAAGCUCAUCAAGACAAAUUCCAUCGCCACGAGUUUUGCACGCGUUGAGGACAGGAUUGAGGGGACGGGUGGAUACCUUCUAGCGUGCUCAGCUACAGACAACGCGGAGGUCUUCCAAGUCAAGACAUCUGUAAGACCAGAAAGUCGACUCAAGCUCGAGCCCAAAGACGCGGCUUUCCAAACGAAACCUAGUUCUUCCACACGCCAUACGGCCUUGCCCGCUGCGGAAUUGAGCAUGAUUAAAGCAGACGGAGCAAAGCCAUUGAUGAGCGCCCAGAACAUCGAUCCGACACAAGCUGAAUCCUUGAGGACUGUGCACCAAAUCACCGCUGAUCUGAUCCGUAAAAUAGGGUCUCUAACCAAGUUCAUUCUCGCUUUGCAAAUGAAAAUCGAGAUCCAGUUCAAGGAACUAAAAGAUCAGACGAAAGACUUGCUCUUGGUGAAAGAAAACACCGCGAAGAAGGAGCACUACAACAAAAAUCGUGAAAGGAUUGGCUCUUUGAUUGAGCGCCAGGAAAGCCUCAUCACACGGGCAGAGUGUAUUCGCCACAAAAUUGUUGAGCGCUUCGAGAAGGCCAGAGCGGCACAGAAACUUCCUUUGUCGCUGGCAGAAAUAGAGUGGUUUAAGGAGCUCAACAGUAUCACCAAAACCGUCACUUUAGGCGACAAGACAGCUCCGAGCAUGAAGACACGCGUCGAAAGAUUGCAGGCAGAAGUGCAGAUUUUGAAGGACAGGAAACAGAGUCAACCAUCUGAAGAGAAUUUAAAUGAGAUGCUUUCGAGUUUGCUGUUGAGAAGCGACUUGGUGAAAGUUGCGCUGGCCUUGGCUCUGGAGGGGGACUUGCUAGAACAUUCCAAGAUCACAAUUAGUGCUUGCUUCAAGAGACUCCAGGAUGUUGCAAGUGCUUGAAACCUGGGGCUUGCGUCAAUGUGGUGCGGAUUUUCUUUUUUUGCUGUGGAAUAACCUGGAAUGAAAGAUUCGGGUGCAUAUGAGGGACCGGAACAGACCGGAGGCUGGUGUCCAGGGGAUCUGGGACGUGAGACUCGGCUGUAUGUCAGGCAUUUCAGGUUUGUUUCAGGACUCCGUGAUACAAUACACUCGGGUAUAUAUCAAGGACUCGUGUGUUUAUUAUACCUAAUCACGUAAGGCUUUAUGAGACACAGUGUCGUAUGUGAGGCAAUAUGAGAGACGAUAUGAGAUAAGAGUAGCCUCAUUGUAUGAGACGCUGUACACCAAGCGCCACGUUUCUCAAUCAAUCGAUACUAUGAUUCUUCUACGUGACACGAGAUGAGAUAAUAGGAGAGACAAAGCACACCAUA
Messenger RNA from Metschnikowia bicuspidata var. bicuspidata NRRL YB-4993, 2865 nucleotides. RefSeq names its product linker nucleoporin (gene NUP82). Lineage: Eukaryota; Fungi; Ascomycota; Pichiomycetes; Serinales; Metschnikowiaceae. Bases 92 to 2455 code for a protein of 787 amino acids. The transcript has a single exon. Gene Ontology annotation, molecular function: structural constituent of nuclear pore. The record is from RefSeq and is a predicted model, not a curated record. Gene Ontology annotation, biological process: ribosomal large subunit export from nucleus; ribosomal small subunit export from nucleus; mRNA export from nucleus. Gene Ontology annotation, cellular component: nuclear pore.